AAUUUGUAACGACCUUAUUUGUAUACCUAUAGUUGCGCCGCUGUACUCGAACUUUUUAAAGACCUUGUAAACAUGAGAUUCAAAUCAUUCCCCGUACCUGUAUCUACUCCAUUGACAGCAAUCAGCUGUGCCAUAAAAUAAUAUUUGACUGGAACGGAACUGACAACCGAGCCGAGCACACAGAAGUAAACGGAAAGUGAUGAAGUGACGCUGCGAUUCGAACGAAAACAAAAUUACUCUCCGGUUGAAAUUUUAACAGUUCGUGUAUUUUUGUGACAAUGGAAAUGGCAAAAUCUGUUUUAAUGAAAAUAGAGGAAGAAUCCGGGACGAUAAAAGUGGAAGAAACUACGACGACAUUAGAUACUGUUUCGGAUGUCAUGGAAUCUGAUCUCCCAAUCACCACGAAUGAAGAACGCUCCUUCAGUGAGGCAUCGGUUCUGCUAGAUGGGCUGAAUGUAGUGGAAGCUGACCCUGCCAUCGAUAAAACCGGUAAAACGGAAACGGCUGCAGCAGUGGAUGAUCAAAAUGCCACUCCUAGCUCAAGGCAACACAGCAUGGAUCGUUCCUAUAAGUGCCUCAUUUGCGGGAGAGUGUUCAGGUUCAAAAAUUCCUUUGCAAGACAUACGCGCCUCCACGAUGACGAGGGACUGUACCGAUGCGAGAUCUGCGGCAAAGGAUACAAAUCAAUGUAUAAUCUACAUGAACACAAGAAGAAUCACACAUCCGGUGAGAAUAAACCAUACAAAUGCGACUUUUGUGGAAAAAGAUUCAUUUAUCGCUCUACCCUCCUGAGACAUACGGAAGUUCACAGUGGGGAGCGACCGCACAAUUGCGAUAUCUGCGGAAAAAGUUACAAAUCAGCAAGUCAUUUAAACCAGCACAAGAAGUUUCACACAGCCCAUGAGAAUGAACUGCACAGAUGUGAAAUCUGCGGAAAAGGUUUCGUGUUUCACCACAUACUUGUGAAUCAUUUGGUCUGUCACAGCAACGAACGACGGUAUAAAUGCGACAUCUGCGGCAAGGAAUACAAAUUCGCAACUACGCUCAAUGAGCACAAGAAGUAUCACACAGCCGGUGAGGAUGAACUGCACAAAUGCGACUUUUGCGGGAGAAGUUACGUAUAUCGCUCAGCACUAGUACGGCAUUUGGACACUCACAGCGAUGAGCUACGACACAAGUGCGACAUCUGCGGCAAGCGACAAAAGUCAAGAAGAGCUCUCCUUCAGCACAUGGAAACUCAUAAAGGUAAACGACACAUAUGUGCCAUCUGCGGCAAGAAGUACCAAUCAGCAACUCAGCUAGCUUACCACAUGAAGAUGAAGCGUCACACACUUGGUGAGGAUUCAUCGCACAGAUGCGAAUCCGGGACGAUAAAGGUGGAAGAGAUUACGACGACUUUCGAUACUGUCUUGGAUGUCAUAGAAUCUGAUCUCCCAAUCACCACGCAUGAAGAACGCUCCUUCAGUGAGGCAUCGGCUCCGCUAGAUGGGCUGAAUGUAGUGGAAGCUGACCCUGCCAUCGAUAAAACCGGUAAAACGGAAACGGUUACAGCAGUGGAUGGUCAAAUUGCCGCUCCUAACUCAAGGCAACACAGCACGGAUCGUUCCUAUAAGUGCCUCAUUUGCGGGAGAGUGUUCAGGUUCAAAAAUUCCUUUGCAAGACAUACGCGCCUCCACGAUGACGAGCGACUAUACCGAUGCGAAAUCUGUGGCGAAGGAUACAAAUCAAGGGGUAUUCUUAAGGAGCACACGAAGAAUCACACAUCCGGUGAGGAUAAACCGUACAGAUGCGAAAUUUGUGGAAAAAGAUUCAUUUAUCGUUCUGCCCUCUUGAGACAUACGGAAAUUCACAGCGGGAAGCGACCGCACAAAUGCGAUAUCUGUGGAAAAAGUUACAAAUCAGCAGCUCAUUUGAAUCAGCAUAAGAAGUAUCACACAACCCAUGAGGAUGAACUGCACAGAUGCGAAAUUUGCGGAAAAGGCUUCGUGUUUCACCACGUACUUGUGAAUCAUUUGGUCUGUCACAGCAACGAACGACGGUAUAAAUGCGACAUCUGCGGCAAGGAAUACAAAUACGCAACUACGCUUAGUGAGCACAAGAAGUAUCACACAGCCGGUGAGGAUGAACUGCACAAAUGCGACUUUUGCGAGAGAAGUUACGUAUAUCGCUCAGCACUGGUACGACAUUUAGACACUCAUAGCGAUGAGCUACGACACAAGUGCGACAUCUGUGGCAAGCGACAUAAGUCAAGAAGAGCCCUCUAUACGCACAUGGAAGUUCAUAAAGGUAAACGAUACAUAUGUGCCAUCUGCGGCAAGGAGUGCCAAUCAGCAACUAAGCUAGCUUACCACAUGAAGAUGCAGCAUCACACACUUGGUGAGGAUUCAUCGCUCAGAUGCGAAUCCGGGACGAUAAAGGUGGAAGAAAUUACGACAACAUUAGAUACUGUUUCAGAUGUUAUGGAAUCUGAUCUCCCAAUAACCAAGAAUGAAGAAUGCUCUCUCAGUGAGGCACUGACUCCGCUAGAUGAGCUGAAUGUAGUGAAACCUGACCCUGCCAUCGAUAAAACCGGUAAAAUGGAAACGUCUGCAGCAGUGGAUGUUCAAAAUGCCGCUCCUAGCUCAAGGUUCCUGUCUAAGUCCGCUGUUAUAUAUUUGCCACUAACCGAUAAAGGGCUACACAUCACGGAUCGUUCCUAUAAGUGCCUCAUUUGCGGGAAAGUGUUCAAGUUCAAAUCUUCCCUUGCAAGACACACGCGCCUCCACGAUGACGAGCGACUGUACCGAUGCGACAUCUGCGGCGAAGGAUACAAAUCAAGGGGUAUUCUUAAGGAGCACAUGAAGAAUCACACAUCCGGUGAGGAUAAACUUUACAGAUGCGACUUUUGUGGGAAAAGAUUCAUUUAUCGCUCUACCCUCUUGAGACAUACGGAAAUUCACACUGGGGAGCGUCAGCACAAAUGCGAUAUCUGCGGAAAAAGUUAUAAAUCAGCAAGCCAUUUGAAUCAGCACAAGAAGUAUCACACAGCCCAUGAGGAUGAACUGCACAGAUGCAAAAUUUGCGGAAAAGGUUUCGUGUUUCACCACAUACUUGUGAAACAUUUGGUCCGUCACGGCGACGAACGACGGUAUAAAUGCGACAUCUGCGGCAAGGUGUACAAAUACGCACAUACGCUCAAUGAGCACAAGAAGUAUCACACAGCCGGUGAGGAAGAACUGCACAGAUGUGACUUUUGCGGGAGAAGAUACGUAUAUCGCUCAGCACUAGUACGGCAUUUGGACACUCACAGCGAUGAGCUACGACACAAGUGCGACAUCUGCGGCAAGCAACUCAAGUCAAAAAGAGCUCUCUAUGCGCAUAUGGAAGCUCAUAGAGGUAAACGAUACAUAUGUGCCAUCUGCGGAAAGGAGUGCAAAUCAGCAACUAAUCUAGACAAUCACAAAAAAAGUCACACACUUGGUAAAGAUUCACUGAACAGAUGCGGCAUUUGUGACAAAACUUUCAUUUAUCGUUCUGUCCUCUUGAAACAUAUGUACAUUCACACUGAAGAGCGACGAAUCAGGUGCGACAUCUGCGGCAAGGAUUUCAAAUCAGUAACUCAUUUGAAAGUCCAUAAAAAGUAUCACACAUUCCAUGAGGAUGACUUGCACAAGUGUUCUGUUUGCGGGAAAGGUUUCAUGUUUCGCAACCGACUCCUAAAACAUUUGAACACUCACAGUGAAGAGCGUAAGUACAAGUGCGACUUGUGCGGCAAGCAACAUAAGUCAAAAAGAUCUCUCUACGCGCACAUAGAAGUUCAUAACGGUAAACGAUACAUAUGUGACAUCUGCAACAAGGAGUGCCAAUCAGCAACUAAGCUAGCUUACCACAUGAAGAUGAAGCAUCUCACACUUGGUGAGGAUUCAUCGCACAGGUGCAACAUUUGUGAGAAAAUUUUCGUUUAUCGUUCUCAGCUCUUGAGACAUAUGUACACUCACACUGACGAGCGACAGUGCACAUGCGACAUCUGCGGCAAGGGAUUCAAAACAGUAACUCAUCUGAAAAAUCAUAAAAAGUAUCACACAACUAAAGAGGAUGAGCUGCACAUGUGUUCCGUUUGCGGGAAAAGUUUCAUACAUCGCUACAGGCUCGUUAAACAUUUGAACACUCACAGCGAUGAACGUAAGUACAAGUGCGACAUUUGCGACAAGGAUUUCAAAACAGCAACUUAUCUGAAUAAUCAUAAAAAGUAUCACACAACCCAUGAGGAUGAGCUGCACAAGUGUUCCGUUUGUGGGAAAGGUUUCGUACAUCACUACCGGCUCGUAACACAUUUGAACACUCACAGCGAUGAGCCUAAGUACAAAUGCGACAUUUGCGACAAGCAGUACAAGUCAAAAGUACGUCUCUACAAACACAGAGAAGCACACAAUGGUCAGCAAUCGUAACGAAAGCCGCCAAACGUUUUGCAGUUGCAGAGCAGUUGAGUCCUCAGGAAACCAUUCACCUUGCAACACAAAGCCCUCAUAACAAUAUUAAAAUAGCCAAAUGUAAAAUAUGCAGUUACGGUAUAUGGUCUUCUAAAAGCAAGGAUCAAUUAGCGUAACACUAAGUAACACUCGAUAGUUAACCAAAUAAACGGCGGUAACGGAACA
Wyeomyia smithii (pitcher-plant mosquito) is the source of this 4634-nucleotide messenger RNA. Its product is annotated as zinc finger protein 208-like. The coding region runs from base 279 to 4427 and encodes 1382 amino acids. Gene Ontology annotation, biological process: regulation of DNA-templated transcription. The record is from RefSeq and is a predicted model, not a curated record. NCBI's taxonomy places the organism in Eukaryota, Metazoa, Arthropoda, Insecta, Diptera, Culicidae. The transcript is spliced from 5 exons. Gene Ontology annotation, molecular function: DNA-binding transcription factor activity, RNA polymerase II-specific; RNA polymerase II cis-regulatory region sequence-specific DNA binding.